Messenger RNA from Symbiodinium natans, 933 nucleotides. The record is from the annotation of a GenBank genome assembly. Lineage: Eukaryota; Dinophyceae; Suessiales; Symbiodiniaceae.
AUGGGGCAAGAACUCAAGGCACGCAAAGCCGCAGGAGAUGACGUCGCCUAUUCAUUGGACUUGUUCUCAACCGCCAGCCUGCUAGAGACGCCCCACGCAGUUGCCCAGUUGCAUGAGGACUACAUCAAAGCUGGUGCCACAGUGAUCACAACUGCCUCGUACGCAGUGACACGCUUCUACCUCGACAAGAUUGGUGAGGCCUCUCGUGUGAAGGAGCUAAACGAACUGUGUGUGGCACUGGCAAAGCAGGCCAUCGCCAAGACUGACAGUGCUGCCAGUGUGUCAGUGGCUGGUUGCGUACCACCACUGUCAGAGAGCUAUAGAGCAGAUCUUGUGCCCCAGGAUAAGCAGUUGAGGGAAGAGUAUGCAGAGAUCAUCGACUCUUUGAUGGGAUCAGACAUUUUCUUGUGCGAGACUAUGUCAUCAAUGCGCGAGGCGGCAGUCGCUGUGCCCAUGUGUGUUGCAAAGGGAAAACCUACCUGGGCUUCCUUCACUUUGAAGCAUGACAAAAAAGACCGUUUGUGCAUUCCUGAUGGUACGGAUGUUGAAGCAGUGGUGAAACAGACUGUGGCAAUGGGUGUGGAGGCCGUGCUGUUCAAUUGCUGCGCGCCCGAAUUGAUUGCAGAAGCACUUCCCAAAGCCUCGGCAGCACUAAAUGGAUCACCUUCUUACAUCAGGCUUGGAGGCUACGGCAAUGCAUGGGAGGAGUGCGACCGUGAUCACUGGACAAUCGAUCAAAACGAAUCACAUGUGGGCGCCAAUGACCACGGGGCGCAUGGUAUGGUGGUGAGGGACCUCUGUGAGGCGCACUAUGUGGAGCAAGUCCAAGACUGGCUCAGAAGUGGAGCAAGCAUUGUCGGAGGCUGCUGUGGCAUCUCGCCAGCUCAUAUUCAGGCCAUCCGAGACCUGCAAGAGUGCACGGAGCGCCAAUGA